GAUGAAUUUCUCAGAGAUGAAAGAUCAGGUGAUUAAUGGUGUAAAAUGGUACUUCAAUAGGAAUUGGAACAGAGACGACGUGAUGAAUAUGGAUGAAAUUUCCGACGAAGUUCACUCAACCUUGAAGAUGGUGUAUCUUAGUCUCUUCUGUGCCAUGUUGAGCAUUACUUGUGGAUCCACUUUGCAAUGGAUCUCGAUAGCUGGGGGGAAAUAUGCAGUCCUUUCUUAUGUAGCAGAUUUAAUCUUGCUUUGCCUUACUCCACCAGAGAGAGUGAACACAAGGAUCAUAAUCUCGAUGUUGACUGCCUAUUCUUUCGGUUCUUCUGUUGGCUUCAUUUUCAAUUAUCUCUUCAAAGUUGAGCAACGGUAAGACUUAAAAGAUACUAAACAUCGUUUAGAUAUCUGUUGUUCGAGUUUUCUAAUAUGAAAAUGACAUUUAGUUGUUCUCCAGGUUUGUUCUUAGACUUUUGGUAGGUAUAACAAUUGGCACUGGAAAUUUGUUGUAUCAAGCCAUCACAACAAAGGAUAGGAGAGAAAUCUACACCGGUUGCCUGAAAUAUUGCGUUGUUAUAGUGUUCUCCAUAAUUACUUUCUUUCUUUUGGAAACAGAUACAACUCUCCGGAUGAUAGUGGUAAGCAGUUGUAUGCAUACAAUGUAACUCAAGUUUGAAUGAAUAACAUGUCUGACUUGUUGAAUACUGCUUGUUGUAGAUACACAGUGUGCUGAUAUUGUUCAUGGGAUACCUUGUGAUAUAUAGCCAAGAAAUACUGUACAAUGCUGACUUUGGAGAUAUUGACUACGUUAACUGCACAUUCAACGUCUUCUUCCAUUUUCCGGGCAUAAUGAUCCAUGCUACAAGACUAUACCUGCAGGGUGAGCAACAAGAAGAGAAUUAAAGCUGAUGCAGCUUGGAAGUAUAGAAUAAUAGAGAGUAAAAUGUGCAACUUAUUGUAAAUGAUGAACAAAUAUUCCUUUGUGUCUACAUUUUACUGAUUGAAUUUGG
Solanum tuberosum (potato) is the source of this 1004-nucleotide messenger RNA. RefSeq names its product bax inhibitor 1-like. The transcript has 3 exons. NCBI's taxonomy places the organism in Eukaryota, Viridiplantae, Streptophyta, Magnoliopsida, Solanales, Solanaceae. The record is from RefSeq and is a predicted model, not a curated record. Bases 2 to 370 code for a protein of 122 amino acids.